AUGGUCGACGCUUACGAACUCUUGUGGGCGGCUCCUGGUAACACCAGCAAAGACCGAUGGAGUCUCUUGCGUCCCAUCACUCAUAAACUUGUGAAUAAGACCGAUUACGGUUUUAGUGGUGGAGGUACGGGCACCAAUGGGGCAGCUGCAGGUCCAGGUGGAACAGGUAGGACCAACUUUACAACAAAACAACUAACAGAACUCGAAAAAGAAUUUCAUUUCAACAAAUAUUUAACAAGAGCAAGAAGGAUCGAAAUAGCCACAGCUCUUCAACUAAAUGAGACCCAAGUCAAGAUAUGGUUCCAAAAUAGAAGGAUGAAGCAAAAGAAAAGAAUGAAAGAGGGUUUAGUACCGCCGGAAAAUCCGACGGGUGACGUUACAACAUCGAAUUCGGGUCAACAAAAUCCAACAGUUUCACCUAAUUCGGGAGGAACAGCGACGACGCAAAAAGAUUGCAGCCAAUGAAAAGUGAUUUUGCUGUACUAAAUAUAAUAACAGCAAUUAGUGUGACCGGUGUAUUAGUCCUGAAACCGAAUUGUGUACAGCUAAAAAACAAAAAAAAAACUGCAUCUUGUAAAUAGCCCUGUAGAAUAAGUGAGAAUAGCUUUAGAACUAUUUUUGCCCCAACUUUUUAAGUUUGAAUAUGCUAUGUUGCUUUCACGAAUCGGCAGAUACAUAACUCAACAUUUUAAGUUUUAUAUUAAAUUACAAUAUCGUGGAUUAUAGUUUACCUUUCAAGGACUAUAAAAAGUUAUUUAUUUUAUUCAGCUUUAGUUUAGAAUUGUAAGUUUUCCCCCAACGAUAAACUAUAUCAUCAUAUAUCUUCAUGAUAAAAAAUACUCAUUGUUUUUUAUUUGUUUUUUUGUAUAAUUGUUUAUAACCAUUUACGACGCCCCAUAACAUGUUUCAUCUCAUAAUUAUUUAUAAAUAACUCUAGGCCUUUAAUUUUAUGAGAAGUUAUCUGCUACUUUGUACAAUAGAUACUUAAUGAUAAUAGACUAGUUCAAUUGUCGUGCUUAUGUUCUUAUAAGACUAUAGGCCCAUUUUCUUGUUAAAUUAUUCAUUUUUAAAGCUACGAGGAAAAGCACAGUGACGAUCUUUGUGGAAAAAAAAAUCCCAAAAUGUAAAUUCUUGUACAAUCAUGCUUGUCUUUGUACAGGCCUAUAAUAUUGUCGCUCACUUUCAUUGUACAUGUAUUUUUCUAUACACUUGACUCCCAACUAUCUUCCCACGUUCUCUAUCUUUUAUUUUAAACUGGUACAAAAACAGUUGUGCCUGCACCAUUUCUUUAUGCACCCACCACAGAGCCCAUCAAUAUAAACCGGUGUUGUUUUUAGAAACAAAUAAACAUCGAUGCUAUUUCCAACAUCGUUUUGUUUUUCGUUUGCUGACAAUCACUUACACUUUCACAAUAUAUUUAUUUUCAAACAACACGAUUAAUAAUAUAAAAUUAUACGGGUGAUCAUCACUUACAAGCCUACACGUAUUGUAACAACACAGUAAACACUACGGGUAAAGUAAAACACAAACAAUUAAACUUCAAAUGAUCGCUUCAUCACAUUUUCAUACAACUGAUGUCAAUUUUUAACAAGUAUAAACCCGCGAACAAUGAUUUAUCAAUCAAUUAGAAGAGAAUAUAAAUGCGGCAUUACAAAUCUAUACAUCUAUAGGCCUAUAUAUAUAUAAGAAUUGAGACAUCAAAGGCUUUGCUUUCUCGUCUCGACUACGUAUAAAUAAUGAACCCGUCACGAUCGUGAAAGUAGCUGGAGGAGGGAGAGAUAUUAAUGAUGUUCAAACGGCUGGUACGUCCACCCGUUUAAAGAUGAGAUGGAUAUUGGACUAUUGCAACUAGUUGGUGUAGGUGUGGUUAUUCCUCCCAGCUGACUAUUUAUUGUGUCAAGGAUGACUGAAAAUUUUAAUGUCAAGAUCACACACCUAUAAGCCUGUAUAGACUAUAUUUAAGAUAUUAUAGAUAUAUUCUGCACAGAAUGCAAAAACAUAUAAUCGAAUUUAACUAUAAAAGAUCGAUAUUUACCGACUAAUGAUUAGUCAAAAGUUAAAAAAUGAUUAAAACAUAAUUUAUAUUUACAUCAGAAUUUGUGUUUAAUGAUCCGUAAUCGAGAAGUAUAAAUGUUAAAUAAAUUAUUGAUCUGCAAAGUUUAAGUUCAUAUAUUCAUAGAAAUGAAUAGAAAUUAUUUCACGUUAUUUGAAAC
Molecule: messenger RNA, 2213 nt
Organism: Centruroides sculpturatus (bark scorpion)
Lineage: Eukaryota; Metazoa; Arthropoda; Arachnida; Scorpiones; Buthidae
Product: homeobox protein Hox-A1-like
Exons: 2
Coding region: 1-465 (154 amino acids)
Biological process (GO): regulation of transcription by RNA polymerase II
Cellular component (GO): nucleus
Molecular function (GO): DNA-binding transcription factor activity, RNA polymerase II-specific; RNA polymerase II cis-regulatory region sequence-specific DNA binding
Source: RefSeq, a predicted model, not a curated record